AUGGACAGCUCGCCCGAUCUGUCGCUGAAGUUGCGACGCGGUUCGAGCGAUUCGCGCGAGUCGUACUACAUGGACUUCGCCCAGGGCAUCGACUCCGACAUCGACGACGUGGUGACGAUGGCGUCCAGAGGCAGCGGGAAUGCCAGCGGUAGUGCCACGACCACCCCGAACGCGCUACCGGCAGUGACCAUCCUGCCGGACGUGACGAUCCUGCCGGUGGGCGGCGGCACCAACUCCACCGGCAUCAUCCCCGAGGAGGACGACUCACUGGUCCAAGAGGACAACGCACGGGCGGGACCGUCGCAGGAGCAGGAGGAUCGGCCAGCCGAUAACGAGGAGGUGGCUGAGGGGCAGGACGACGAGCUGGAGCCGCUGCAAUUUCGGAACGAUCCCGAACUCGCCCUGCCAGGACGUCACUUCAUAUCGUCGCUCGACAUCGACCUGCAAAGAGCGUUGGAGGUAACGCUGCAGCCACUGAUGCCGUCGCCGUCCGUGUCGCAGAACGCGAUCGUGUCACCGGAGGCCUUCAGCACGCACUCGUCGCCGGCCCCGUCAAUCCAGCGGCUACCGACCGGCGAAGAGCUCCAGCAGCAGCAGCAGCAGACGUCGUCGCAGUCCACCAUCAACAUGCCACCGGCGAUGGUCACGAUCACGCCCGACUACCCGCUCCUCAGUCUGGCGACGACGUCAGGGGCCGGCAGCACCGGGACCGAGUUCAUCGAGCCUUCCCGCAUCGGGCUGCGGAGCACCAGCACAACGAUGAUCCCACCGACUUCGCUCAUCGUCGACACCAGCACGGCUUCGUCGUCGGGAGUCUCCACUAGCCGCCAGCCGCAGCGGCACCAACGCUACCUGCCAACGGGAAGCCGAACAAUGGGACCGUCGCGUGACGUCACCGGUAUCUGCGUGGCACCGGAGCAACACCAGCACACCGAGGUGCUCACCGUUCGCAGCGAGGAUGGGGUGCUGCCGAAGUCACCGUCGCAGACACCGAGCGGUGCGGCCAGUCAGUCCACUACCACGCAGCACCUGUCGGUGCUGUACCACGCACACCACCACCAUCUGCACCCGAUUCUGGCCACCAACCGGCGACCGUCGAGGCUGCCCGAGCCAGUGAUCUACUAUCCAGCGCCGCGCGAAGUCAAACCUGGUGAAGCGCUGGCCACCACUCUGUCGGCCCUCUACGGGAAGCUGCUGGUCGUGAUGGGCAUCGCGUUCCCGAUGGCGGAAGUAAUCUCCACCUAUAUUCCUCCGUCCUUCUACGAGGGCUUCUACCUGUACCUCUACAUCGGCAGUAUGGUGUUCCUGUUCUUCAUGUACACGACGCUGCUGUGGGGCAAACCGAAGGCACCUCCGGUGUCGCCUGUCAAAAAACCGACGACGGCGACCACCGUCACGAAGAAGGGGGUGCUGCGUCGUAGCAGCACCCCCUGCUCGUCCACUGACAGCGGGGAUCGGUCGGACAGCGAGGACGAGACGAUCAGCUCGGGGCCGAAGGUGCCGGUACACGCGCGCCGAAUGUCCCUGUCGGCCGGCAUGGCUUCCAGGCUGCAGCACUUCGGAAGCUUCUACCUGCGCAUGGGAGCCGUCGCGUUCGGUAUCGGCAGCAUGAUCUACUCGGGGCUAGAGUUCGGCCAGUACUUCGAGCUCGAGCGGGACACCAAGUGCCACAACGUGCUGCUGGCGCUCACGCCUGCCACACGCAUGGCCUUCAUCUUCAUCCAGAUGUAUUUCAUUUUUCUCAACAACGAGCAAAUCAAAGUCUACCGCCACAAGAUCGUGGCCCGCUUUGGGCUGAUGCACAUGAUCGGCACCAACCUGUCCGUCUGGUUCUCGGUGCUGAUCCAGGAGACGAAGCACGAGAUCUUGACGUUCUACAAUCCCGAAAACCGCACGCUGCGCAUCUCCCACCGGCUAGGCAACAAGAUGAUACCGCACCCGGUCGAGACGGUCGCACACCUGCGGGUGGCCCGCGGGCUGAAGGGGCCGCACAACAUCUUCGAGUGCCGGCGCUCGAACAUCAUCGGCACACUGGUGCAGGACGCGUCGCCCUUCCUGUUCCCGUGCACGAUCGAGUACUCGCUGAUCUGCGCCGCGAUCCUGUACGUGAUGUGGCGCAGCAUCAGCCGGCCGCAGACGGAGCCGCCGCAGCGGCAGGAGAGCACCCUGCACCCGCUGAAGCGCUCGCCGCACCACUACUCGGUCGACUGUGCCGGCGCGCACAAGGGCCUGUUCAUCGGCAUCCUCAUCCUGGUGCUGACCAUCAUCUCGCUGAUCCUGUUCUUCGUGCUGAUCUCGCGGCCCGAGUUCGUGAGCCUCGCGGUGACGGAGGUGAACAUCUGCGAGCUGACCCUGUACGGCACGACGACGGCGGCCACGCUGAUCGGGAUGUUCCAGGUGCGCCACAUGCAGUACGACGCGUUCCGGAGCUUCAGCCUCGACGACAUCCUGCUGGUCGGCGGCCAGACCGGGUCGUUCCUGUACAGCACGUUCACCGUGAUCGGCGGCCACUUCACGAUGCGCCGCGACACGGUGCUGGUGCUGAUCACGGCGCUCGCGUCCCUCGUCGAGACCGCCUGCCAGACGAUGUUCAUCCUGGACGCGAGCCGGCGGUCGGCCGCCACCCAGGAGCACAUCCGCAAGAAGCCGGGCCGCGAGAUCGUCACCUUCCUGCUGGUAAGCAACCUGGCGAUGUGGGCGAUCAACACGCUCGAGAAGAGCCGGGCCGAGUCGCACCCGAUCCAGCUGCACUUCUACGGGCUGUGGGCGUGGACGAUCAUCACCCACGUCUCGAUGCCGCUCGCCAUCUUCUACCGCUUCCACAGCACCGUCUGCCUGUGCGAGAUCUGGAAGCGGGCGUACAAGAUGAAGCCGGCCUACAUGUAG
Molecule: messenger RNA, 2886 nt
Organism: Anopheles bellator
Lineage: Eukaryota; Metazoa; Arthropoda; Insecta; Diptera; Culicidae
Gene: OtopLc
Product: proton channel OtopLc
Exons: 8
Coding region: 1-2886 (961 amino acids)
Biological process (GO): proton transmembrane transport
Cellular component (GO): membrane
Molecular function (GO): proton channel activity
Source: RefSeq, a predicted model, not a curated record